GGCAACACCGCAACACAGGCGUACCAAAGUUGAAAAAAAUGACACAUGAAAGAAAAACAAUUCCCUUUUUCUCCUCCAAAGUCCUGCCUUUUCUCCUUCCCGGCUGCUCUUUCUUUUUCAUUUUUUAUUUUUAUUUUUAUUUUUAUUUUAAGCUGCCAAUCUGCCAUAAACACAAAACAAAGAAGUUAUUCGGACAAGCCUCCAUCCUCCGACGACUCUGAAAAACCUCCAAAACCCUAACCCUGAAGCUCCAUAUUUACUUCAACCUUUCAAGUUUCAAUCUAUCCACUUCACUCUUACUGAAUUCUGUCACUUUCUGCACACAACCACGCACGCAUAAAUGACUAAUUCGGGAGGCUUCGCCGUGUCGCGGAGCCACAGAGGAGACCGAUUCUACAACCCGCCACCGAUGCGGCGGCACCACCAGCAACUGCAGAAGGCGCCGAAGGCGGAGGCUGCCGCUUCUGAAGUGGGGAGCCGGACUGAUUCCCACGAUUCAGCCACCGCAUUGUCUAAACCACAAUCUGUCUGCUCGUCUGCUUCGGCGCCGCCGAAGAAUGUCACCAACUUGGAUCGUUUGAUGGAAUCGGUUACUCCCUUCGUGCCAGCUCAGCACUUCUCUAAGGUAAAUGUAAGAGGACAAAGGACUCGUGAAGCAGGUGCAAAUGCGUUUUUUUGCCUUGAGGAUCUUUGGGAAUCUUUUCAAGAGUGGAGUGUGUAUGGAGUAGGCGUGCCACUGUUGUUGAAUGAAAAAGACCAAAUUAUUCAGUAUUAUGUUCCUUUCUUGUCUGGCAUACAAUUGUACAUAGACCCAUUGAAGUCAUCAUCUCGGCUUAGGAGAUCGAAUGAGGAGAGUGAUGUUGAGUCAUCAAGGGAGUCUAGUUGUGGUGGCAGCAGUGAUUGUGAAGCAGAUAGGCAAUCUAAAUCUGCUGACUUAAAAUGGAACCAGCAAAACCAUUUAAAUGCUAAUGCCCAACAACUAAACAGAAUUUCGUUGAGAGACAAAUCUGCAUUGAACUUGUCUGCUGAUGAAGUUGAAAUAAAUAAAUCCCCUGGAGCACUCUUGUUUGAAUAUUUGGAACAAGAACAACCAUAUAAUCGCAGGCCAUUGACUGACAAGAUAAUGGACCUAGCAUCUCAAUAUCCAGAAUUGAAGAAGUGCAGGAGUUGUGAUUUGAUGCCCUCGAGUUGGAUAUCUGUUGCUUGGUAUCCGAUAUAUAGAAUACCCAUAGGCCACACACUACGGGAUCUGGAUGCAUCUUUUUUAACAUUUCAUUUCUUGUCCACACAAUCUAGAGUGUCAGGUUCUGUUCAGCCACAGUUUCAUGGUGCAAAUGGUAGGAGUGUACAUGGUAUGAUUCAUGCUGCCUCAAAGAUUUCUUUACCUGUCUUUGGCCUUGCUUCAUACAAAUUGAAGGGCUCACUUGUGAGUCCAUUUGGACCUCGUGAAUCCAAGCAAGAAAACUCUCUCUUGCUAGCUGCAGACGAUUGGCUUCGGAGUCUAAAAGUUUUCCUCCCUGAUUACCAAUUUUUUCUCUCUCAUUAUUCUCAAUGGAGAUGAUGGGGGCUGGAUGUUCAUCAAUGUGCCAAAGUUUUUAUUCCUUAUGGGAGACAUUCAGAUGUCGAUUCUCCAACAAAGUCCUACCUAAUGAGUUGGUUAAAAUGCUAUUUUCUUUAAGCCUUCUCUGGUUUAAAAAUACUCAUGGAACUUCAGCAGCUGUUAAGCUAUGCCAAGUAUAUGUGCUGGAGUUGCACUUUAUACUGUUUCAAGGUGUGGCAGAUCUAAAUUUACCAGGAUUGUCAAGAAGCCACAUAAUGUAUCAACUAUAUUCAGUUGGUACAUGAUCUCUUGACUAUGUUGUUGUGAACUCGUCAGUGGAGGGCAAUAUCUGUAUGGUGAUAGGAUUGCCAACUUAGUGGCAGUAAUUCAUGGGAAUUACCAUGACCAUGAUUAAAAUUUUGAACAAUCUGUAACUCAUAUAGCAGCAUCACAAACUGAUCGAAGUACUUACUAGUUAUAGUGUUGUGACAAGUGUUUCUGACCGAAAACCUUGUUAGAUAAAAGUCAGGUGGAAAUCUUCCGACUCUUUGAUGUUUGUAUCUUUGUAGCAUGAGGUUUACAUUGUAUCCGGAUUCUGAUUUCCCCUAUUAAGGCUGAGUCAAGCCUACAUUGAAUGAUAUGAUGCUGAAAACAGACGAUUAGCCAAUUUUGAGUUGGUAGUUUUAUUGUUGUUGUAUCCUAAUCUGGAUUCGGCUAAGAAGUGAUCUUCUGACUUAUAGUUGUAUAAACAGUUUGUUUACUAA
Messenger RNA from Ipomoea nil (Japanese morning glory), 2304 nucleotides. RefSeq lists its product as uncharacterized. Bases 341 to 1561 code for a protein of 406 amino acids. The record is from RefSeq and is a predicted model, not a curated record. The transcript has 6 exons. NCBI's taxonomy places the organism in Eukaryota, Viridiplantae, Streptophyta, Magnoliopsida, Solanales, Convolvulaceae.